Chlamydomonas reinhardtii is the source of this 1747-nucleotide messenger RNA. RefSeq lists its product as uncharacterized. The record is from RefSeq and is a predicted model, not a curated record. The transcript is spliced from 8 exons. Gene Ontology annotation, molecular function: RNA endonuclease activity. Bases 186 to 1064 code for a protein of 292 amino acids. NCBI's taxonomy places the organism in Eukaryota, Viridiplantae, Chlorophyta, Chlorophyceae, Chlamydomonadales, Chlamydomonadaceae.
CUCGUCAGAAGCAGGCGCAACCUAUCCUUAUACCGCUGCCACUCCCUGCUUUUACUUGCGCACCUCAGCCCGCAAGCAAAAGGGUCAACUGCCCGACCCGCAAGACAUCGACAUCGCAACUUCUGCAAGCUCGCGCAUACGCGCUAAGCUCUCGCUUCCGCCUGCAUACCUCCUCAGCGGCAAAAAUGGUUGACCCCAGCCCCGCGGAGCUUGACGAUAUCAAGCUGGCCGCGCAGAAGCUGUGGACCCUGGACGAAAACCGCCUCAAGCCCGGCGUCGACUAUGCCGUCAACCUGCAGAGCGGCAAGUCGAUGUGGCAGAAGGGUGACGCGGCCUCCGACAAGCUCUUCAAGGGCGUGAAGAAGGACACGUGGACUAAGCCCACCUACGUCAUCUUCUACAACUUGCUUGACAAUUACGAGCGCGAGACGGGCGUGUCGGAGUCGGAGACGGCGCAGGAGAAGAAGGAGGUCAACGAUUUCCUGGAUGCCUGCCUGCGCACCAAGGUCAUGCAGUACGCGCACAAAUACUGCGCGGAGCGGGGCGUGGCGCCGGCGGACGCGGCGGGAUUCAAGAAGGUCCUGCAGCAGAUGUGGUUCAGCUACUACCGCCGCGACGGCGGGGGCAACGACUCGUGCGGCUUCGAGCACGUGUUCGUGGGCGAGAGCAAGGGCGAGUCCAUCACCGGAUUCCACAACUGGAUCCAGUUCUACAUCGAGGAGGGCCGCGGCAACGUGGACUACCUGGGCUACGUGCGCCCCAAGUACGGCCGCGAUGCGGCGGACGACGAGGACCGCCUGAUCAGCGUGCAGUUCGCGUGGAAGGGCGAGGAGAAGAACGUCUCCACCUUCUUCGUGGGCACGUCUCCCGAGUUCGAGCUGGCCCUGUACACGAUGUGCUUCCUGUGCAGCGAGGAGGAGAAGACGUUCCUGGAGAUCGGGCCCUACGACCUCAACAUCGUGUGCUACCGCAUCAGGUCCAAGUACGGAGACAAGGUGGCCACCGCCUACCCCGACCUGAUUGGCGAGGACCCCAGCAACGCCCUGGCCAACCUCACCUUGUAGAGGAGUGAGGCGGGGGGGGACCGGGGGUGUUUGCAGAUACCAGCCCAAACUGAACCGAACCCAAUGCAGAAGAGCGAGGGGGAGCGGGGGGGGUGACUUUAUUCCAAUCCCACAGGGGGACGCGGGUGCGGGUGGCUACUGGCCCGGCCCGCGAUGGGCCACCACUGGGUCCGUGGCAGCGCACGACCGAGGCGGCGGCUGUUUUGCAGGGCGACGGUGAAAGCAACGGCUAGCUGUGGUGUGGUGCGAUGCGGUGCGGGCGCCUCAGCAAGUCCACGGCGUGGCAUGGGUACUACACGACGUGUAUGCCGCACGGCAGCGGGGUGCGUGUGCGCGGGUUGAGCUAACGUGAGCAGGUCUGCGCUUGUGAUUAUGGGCACAGUCAUUGCGUGAGUCGCAAAAAAAAAGCGUGAGCCUUGGACUGGCAGGGUGGCCUUGGCGGUGGUGGGUAUUUGCCGAGUGUCGGGCCAUGGACUGGCGCGCGAGCCGUUCGUGUGUGGGUGCGCGAUUAUACGGCAAGUUUGGCUGAAUUUAUGCUCAUGCAGGGCAUGCAUGUGUGUAUGCGGGCACUGAGCCAGUACCGGGCGCAGGGUGGCAGUAGGCAAGAAGGGUUCAAUGGGGGGACUCAGCGCCCGCCAUUCUUGCAUGGGUAAACCGCGUUCCCGAUGUAAGACUGAGCUCAC